Centropristis striata (black sea bass) is the source of this 5745-nucleotide messenger RNA. Its product is annotated as cdc42-interacting protein 4 homolog. Gene Ontology annotation, molecular function: protein binding. The transcript has 14 exons. The record is from RefSeq and is a predicted model, not a curated record. The coding region runs from base 302 to 1813 and encodes 503 amino acids. Gene Ontology annotation, biological process: signal transduction. Lineage: Eukaryota; Metazoa; Chordata; Actinopteri; Perciformes; Serranidae.
UGGGACCCAAACUUGUUUCAGGAAAAAGCGCCUGAACAUAUUUUUUUCUGUCGCUGCUGCUGCUGGAAGAAACAGGACGGCCGUGUCUGUGCCAAGGAGAAGGCGUAGACUUCCUCCAAACAUUUCCUCCGCCAUCUCCGCUUUCGAGACUCAAAAGUUUUUGUGGAAUCUUUUGUAACGAGAGGACUUUUUAUCUGUUUUUUCUUCCACCACCACCACCACCACCACCUGGUUGUUCCCUUCUCUGAGGAAGGAUUCCUGCUUUUCCCACAACUUUUUUUCCUAGUUGCAGCAGACAGACAUGGACUGGGGAACAGAUCUUUGGGACCAGUAUGAUCACAUUGACAAGCAUACGCAGUGCGGCCUCGACCUGGUGGAGCGUUACAUAAAGUUUGUGAAGGAACGGACGGAGAUAGAGCAGAGCUACGCCAAACAGCUCAGGAGUCUUUCAAAGAAAUAUGCAAAACGAGGGAGCAAAGAGGAGCAAGACUGCAAAUUCAGCAAUCACGCAUCAUUCCAGGAGAUCCUGAACGAGCUGAACGACUACGCCGGCCAACGGGAGCUCAUCGCCGAAAACAUGAUCACCGGCAUCUGCGUGGAGCUCACCAAGUACCUCCAGGAUCUCAAACAUGAGCGCAAAACGCACCUGUCUGAUGCCAAGAAGGCCCAGCAGAAUUUAGAGGGCAGCUUUAAACAACUAGAAAGUACUAAAAAGCGAUUCGCUAAGGAGUGGGGAGAGGCUGAAAAAGCCACACAACAAGCAGAGAAAACGGAGAACGACCUCAAUGCCACCAGGCUCGACGUCGAGAAGGCCAAGCAACAUGCCCAUGCCCGCACACACACGGCGGAGGAGUGCAGGAACGACUACGCAGCACAGCUCCAGAAAUACAACAAGGAACAAAACUUCUUCUACUAUACAGAGAUACCGCAGAUCUUCAAUAAAAUGCAGGACAUGGACGAGCGGAGGAUUCGGCGGCUGGCGGAGGGCUACUGCCAGUUUUCAGACAUCGAGAAGAAAGUGCUGCCCAUCAUCACCAAGUGUUUAGAGGGAAUUUCUACAGCGGGGGUGAAAAUUGAUGAGAAACAGGACUCGAUACUGUUCAUCGAGCAGCACAAAUCUGGUUUUGAGCGGCCUGCAGAUGUGGAGUUUGAAGACUACACCCAAGGAAUUAAACCAGCGACCUCUGACUCGAGCCUCAACCCUCCUAAAGUGCGCGCCAAGCUCUGGCCUUUCAGCAAGAAGCACAAGCCGCCUCCUGCAGAAGAUUUCUCUCACCUUCCUCCAGAGCAGAGGAAGAAGAGGCUGCAGGCAAAGAUUGAUGACAUCACUAAAGAGCUGCAGAAGGCGCAGGACCAAAGUGACGCACUGGAGAAGAUGAAGGGCGUGUAUGAGCAGAAUCCACAGAUGGGAGACCCCUCCAGCCUGGAGCCUCAGAUCUCAGAAACAGCCCAGAACAUUGGCCGCCUGAGGGGGGAGCUCGCCAAAUAUGAGACGUGGCUGUCUGAAGCAGUGGGAGGAGAGGAAACUUCCAACACCAUCAACAAUGAUACUCAACAUGGUGUUGUAGCAGCUGAACCGUCUCAGAACCUCUACACAGAGUUCGACGACGAGUUUGAUGACGUAGAAACUCCUAUCGGCCAGUGCACGGCUCUGUACACUUUUGAAGGCAACAGUGAGGGCACCAUUUCCAUUACAGAGGGAGAGCUGUUGAGCGUAAUGGAGGAUGAUAAAGGAGAUGGAUGGAUGAGAGUCCUUAGAGCCAGUGGAGAAGAGGGCUAUAUACCUUCAUCCUAUGUCAAAGUUAAUGAGUAACACACACACACAUACACACACACUUCAAGCUUGUGAUGGAAAGCAAGUUAAGAGCCAAAGGUGAAUACAAAGUCAUCCACGGUAAUUGGAGCUGCUCUCAUCUUUUAUCUCAGCCAGUGACGUGUAUAGUGAGAUGAAAGUGAGUGAUUAGGAAGCUUGUUAUCGAGGCUGAUUGUAAUAUCGUACAGUCUCUGUCUCCGCGGCGGGAGAGGCCGUCUCUAAACCCAGACCGCCUGAUCUUUUUUAUAGAUUUCAGCUGUUUUAAAAUCCAAACUUUUGAAUGUAUACCUGAACUUUUUGGUCACGCUGUUAGGUGACGCCUCAUAUAACAUAUUCAGCAUCAUAGUAGCCUAAAAGCUACAUUUCUUUACAUAUCCAUUCACUUGACUUUACCCACUUCCAUCUCUAAUAACCUGCUGAUCUUUUUGUAACACCAACCCUCUGCUAAAACCUCUUUUCUGACAGGAUAAUGUGACUUUUUUUUUUUUUUUUUUAAUCAAAGUGAUGUUUUAUAACUGGAUGAAAACCACUACUCUAUAGGGAGUGCACAAAAUAUGAUAUCUCUUAAUGGACUGUCACUGUAAAGGAUAGGGUUUUUUAUGUCCUUAAAGAAAAAAUGUCAGCAUUUUUCAACUUGUACUUUUAUUUCCUCCCAUGUUUUUGUGUCUGACUAAUGGGGACAGCAAUUGUUCAAAUUGGUCCAGUAUUGAGUGAAAGCGCCACAGCUGCAGUGUAAUCACUCAGGGCAAUUGUCAACAGUCAAUUUCUGUGUACUAAAAGUGCUUGUUUUUGACUCUGAAAGGCUCAGAUUGUUAUUUUAAGUGUCUAACAGCAUUAUGGAAAGGGCCCUUCAGGGACAUUUUUUUUUAUUUUCCUUUCGCUUGAUCUGUACGAUUUGUUAUUGUGUCCAAUCAAGUCUAGCUAAAGGAGAAGGCUCUGAAAUCUCGCAGGAAGUGUGGUGUGAAGAUAACAGGAGUGAGAGAGAAGAGUGCCAGGGAAAGUUUGUUGUGAGGUACAGAAAGUGUAGUUUAUUGUUAUUGCUGAAUAUUUGACUUAUUUUUACGUGAAUGUGGACAAGCCCCUUAAUCGAGUUUUUGAAUUUAUACAAAAUAAGCAGAAACCAAAUUUUAGGAAUGUUUCUCACCCGGCAGUUAUAAUACCACACUGUGAUAUUACUCCACAAGUAAAAGUCCUUACUUUAGUAAAAGUACUAAAGUGUCAGCAUCAAAAUGUACUUAAAGUAUCAAGAGUUAAAGUACUUGUGAUACAGAAUGAACCUAUUCAUUGGGAUUGUUUUAUAUAUUCUAAAUAUAUUAUUGGAUUAUUAUUAUUGAUGCAUUUAUUUUGGUAGCAUUUAACUGUCAGUGUAGGGCUCAUUUUAACUACUUAAUAUACUGUUAUGCAGUUUAAUUUAUAAAAAUGGAUCACAUUUUUCAUGUUAAAUCUUGACCUGAAAAGUAUCUAAAGUUGUCUGUAGUGGAGUAAAACAUACAAUAUUUGCCUCUAAUGUAGUGAAGUAGAAGUAUAUAGUUAUGUAAAGUACUUGAGUAAAUGUACUUAGUUUAAUGUGUCAGAUCAUGUGAUUUAAGAUUAAGCUACUUGAGUGCAGUUUGUUUAGACCCAAUAACAAAGAAUGGAUCAAGCAAAAAGUAAUCAAAAUCAUUUAAAUUCUCUGCAGGGUCACGCCUGUCAGUGGCAAAAACAAUCACUUUUAGUGGAUGUACACUGCAACUGCCUCAAAGGAUUUAGAGUUUAAAGCAAGAAUAGAUUUAAGAGCCUGAAGCCGUCCAGGAGAAAAUGUUUAUAAUGUUUUGAACUUAGCAUUGUCUGUAUUUAAAGAAGCUGAAUGCUGGAAGUCAUGCAGGCACGGUGCCUGAAAACUGAAAACCCGCCUAUGGAUGACAGUGCACCCCGUUCUGGGGUUGCAUCACUUCGCUUAAUACUGGACAAAUUUCAAAUAUGAGAUUGUUGAACCGCAAAAAUAAGCCUGGGCGGUAUUAUAGUAUUUUUGGUUUAGUCCUAAUGAUAAAGGUGAGCCACGUAUCGAGCUGUUUUUGGGUGAUUUUUGGCAUUUCUUUUUCAAAUAUGAUUGAAAAAGCAAUUACUGCCCCAGCCUACAUGAAGACAUGGGAAAAUAGGGUCCAGGCUGAAAAGUUUCCCUUUAAAAACAAUAGUCAGGCGCCUUUAUGAACACUGAAAUAAGGUUUGCUUGCUUUAAUCAUUAGUCGUGUCAGUCUGGCCCUGAAGAGACUCAGCUAAUGUGCUUUAAAGUGAUGGGGAACAAAGUAAACAGUCCUCAUACUGGGUGAAGUUUUUCUGAAACUAACGAGGCUUCAGCAGUUUGAGUUCGACUAAUCAAGUGGGUAUCUUUCAAAGUGUUUUACCAUAAAUGUCUUUCUGCUUUCCUGUGACUCAGCAGAAAAAGACUCCCUUGAUAUGAGUAACUGAAAAGUGCUGGAGCCUCAUAAUUAGCUUCAAAUAAAGUUUGGAAUAUAUUUCACACAAUCACAAGAUCUGUGGAUUUUGUUCCCUAUAAGUGACAUUGAAAGCACUUUAGUCAGGAGUGAUUUAACAGUCAUGGAAAAAAUUAUUAGACCGCCCUUGUUUUCUUUGAUUCCUUGUUCAUUUAUAUAAAUAUAAUGAUAGCAACAAAAAAAGCUCAUAAGAGUUUUAUUUAAGAUCUGAUGUCUAGACAUUUUCCAUGGUUAUUAUCAACAAAACCAUGGAAAAUGUCUAGAUAUCAGCUCUUAAAUUAAACUCUUAUGUGCUAUUUUUGUUGUCAUCAAUAUAUUGUCCAAACAAAUAUACCUUUAGUUGUACCAGGCAUUUUAUUCCAUGACUGUAAGGACAGGAGGAGGAAUCAAGCAAAAACUGCUUCAAUGUACACACAAGCAUGGGAGUACUGUUUCAAGAAGUAAAAUAAUAAUUUAUCCUGGUCUUUAAACUACAUGAAGUGAGAUUUUCAAAGAAACUCCUUUUGCAAUAUAUUGUGAAAAAGCACAGUGGCAAUUAUGGUUCAAGGUAAGAAAAAAUACAGUUUCUAUCAUGUUAUCGUCCCUGACAGAAAUACUUGGUGAACUGCCUGCGUUUGAGGUUGCUGCUUCAGAAAUCACAUAUAGCACUGACGUCAUAAAACUAAAAAUAUAUGCAACUCAAAAGUGAAUGAUGAGCAGUUAUAAAGCCCUCUUCUUCACUUAUGAAUCGCACAGAUAUUGCAGAGCGGUCUUAAUUCAAUUCUUGUCUUUAAAUGGUUCUUCUCUGAUGGUUUCUUUUUAAUGUCUCUCAUAAACUUAUACUGUAAUUUUUUGCACAGUUUAACCGCCUGUUUUCAUAUUUUGAGUCUCCAGGCCUCUGAAUCUCACUCUCAAACGUCUGAAAUAAUUGAUAUCAAUAAAACAACAACCUGUGAUUCAUCUGAAUAUCUGUACUGAAAUACAGAUGACCUGUUCAACUGAAUUUCCAAAGAAGUAAUGACACCAGGAUUCAAAAGAAGGAAAUGGGUGUGUUAAAAUGGAUCACUGCCCAGAGUGAUAAACAGUAACAACAAACAUGUACUUUUGAAAUCUGAUGGGAGUGUUUAAAGAACCAAUCCAGACUCUUGCUUUAAAUAAAAAACUUUCUGUUAUGGUCAAUCAACUAUUUACAAACUUAAGAAUUACUUCUACUUUUACCUUGUUGAAAAAUCAGAAUCUAUGAAUAUUACAAUGGAGUAUUAGGGCCACAUUUAGGAAAAAAACCAUUUAAUUACGAGAUUAAAGUUGUAAAUAUUGAAUUAAUUACGAGAAUAAGGUCGAAAAUAUUGAAUCAAUUACGAGAAUAAAGUCGUACAUAAUUGGUUAGCUGUUCUACUUAAAACGGUUCCUUCUGCGAAAAGAUGCAGUUUCUUGCAUAUUCUUUUGAAAGUCCUUACACUUAUGAUAAUGUGAUGCUGA